This is a messenger RNA of Cygnus atratus (black swan), 1089 nucleotides long. It is a transcript of the gene SHISA8, whose product is annotated as shisa family member 8. The transcript is spliced from 4 exons. The record is from RefSeq and is a predicted model, not a curated record. Gene Ontology annotation, cellular component: postsynaptic density; postsynaptic membrane; dendritic spine membrane. Gene Ontology annotation, biological process: regulation of short-term neuronal synaptic plasticity; regulation of AMPA receptor activity. The coding region runs from base 1 to 1089 and encodes 362 amino acids. NCBI's taxonomy places the organism in Eukaryota, Metazoa, Chordata, Aves, Anseriformes, Anatidae.
AUGGCCCCCCGGAGCCGCGGGCGGCUGGAGCGGAGCUACGUGGUGGGCAUCUGCUGCCUGGUGCUGCUGGAGCCCGGCCGGGCGUGGGGCGCUGAGCCCAGCCCGGGGGGGCCCGGGGAUAGAGGAGGCAACGGGAGCCAGGCACCGGCGGUGGAGGACGUGGCCCCCGCGCCCACCGAGCCCAGCCCGGGUGGGGACCGCUGCCGGGGCUACUACGACGUGAUGGGGCAGUGGGACCCGCCGUUCAACUGCAACGCCGGCAUCUACCAGUACUGCUGCGGGACCUGCGGGUACCGCUUCUGCUGCCAGUUCAAGCCCGGGCGGCUGGACCAGAGCGGCUGCUCCAACUACGACACCCCCAACUGGGUGAACACGGGCCAGCCGCCCGCCCGGGUGGACGAGCCCCCCGAGGACCCCGCGCGGGACAGGACCAACAUGAUCGUCUACGUCAUCUGCGGCGUGGUGGCCGUCAUGGUGCUGGUGGGCAUCUUCACCAAGCUGGGCCUGGAGAAGGCGCAGGGCCCCCAGACGGAGAUGACCGUCUCCAGGACGCUCACCGACCUGCUGAAGCAGCCAGGCCACGGCCCCUCCGAGCACAUCGACGGCCUCAUGGGCAGCGUGCAGGUGCAGCUGGGCGAGGGGCUCGCCCGGGGGUCCCCCAGGAGCAGCGCAGACAAGCUGCCCCUGAACAACGCGGUGGCCAGUGCCGGCGUCCCCCCGCUGGGGCGGCCCCACAGCCACGGCAAGCGCCUGCUGCUGGCGGGCAGCCUGCCCCCGACGGCCCCCGGCUACAGCGCCUAUGCCACGCUCACGACUGGAGAGAGCAUCCCCGAGGACUUCUACAGGCAUUUCGGGGGGCCAGAGGUGCCCCCCCCCAGCACCCUGCCCUUCCCACAUGCCGAGGGGCCGGGGCUGCCUGAGGGCUGCCCCCCACUGGGGGCCACCAAGACCAAGGGCCCCCCCAAGCCGUCAGAGGGCUGGGAGGGGGGCCCUCAGCGCGGCCCCCGCCGGCCGGGCCCCGCCACCCUGCUGUACGGGCAGACCUCGCGGCACCUCGCCACCAACAGCAAGACCGAGGUCACCGUCUGA